Molecule: messenger RNA, 852 nt
Organism: Metarhizium album ARSEF 1941
Lineage: Eukaryota; Fungi; Ascomycota; Sordariomycetes; Hypocreales; Clavicipitaceae
Exons: 1
Coding region: 1-852 (283 amino acids)
Source: RefSeq, a predicted model, not a curated record
AUGGGUUAUUCGGCCAACCCAAGCACCAGUCACGUUGACCGUAGUGGUGCGACGUUGGCCAUAGUCUCGUUUAUGGCACUGGCCCUUUAUAAUGCCAUUGAGCUGAACAUUGUCAUCUUUUCCACGUUUCGACGAUUCAAGGGUCUUUAUUUCUGGAGCUUUUUCGCCGCCACCAACGGCAUCAUACCACACUCCAUCGGGUUCCUCCUAAAAAAUGUCGUCGGCUCGCACAAUUAUCCCAUCUACAUUACUCUCGUCGCUGUCGGCUGGGUACCAAUGGUUACCGGCCAAUCAUUGGUCCUUUACUCUCGUCUUCAUUUGAUUUUCUGGAACCGACUCUAUCUUCGACUAGUCCUUUCCAUGAUCAUCUCCAACAUAAUCACCCUUCAUACACCCAUCAUCAUCCUCAUGUACGGGUCCAACAGCUCCCUUCAUAACGCAUGGGUGCAUCCCUACGUCGUCUACGAAAAAAUCCAAGUUACCGUCUUCUUCCUACAAGAACUCAUCAUAUCGGCCAUAUAUAUCAAGUGUUGUUUCUCCUUUUUUAAUCUCCACGACAGUCUACAUGGGGACGGCGUGCGUAGGAUGCGACGCCACUUGCUAUGGGUUAAUGUUCUUGUUAUCCUUCUCGAUAUCCCCAUAUUGUGCUUGGAGUACUUGGACUUCUACGACAUGCAAACGGCAUACAAGGCGUUCGUGUACAGCGUCAAGUUGAAAUUGGAGUUCAGGAUAUUAAAUCAGUUGCUGGAAAUGACCAACGAGAGGCACAGCGCGGAUCCGUUCCGGGACAGCUCGAGCUUGCAGAUUCAGCAUGUGUCCUCGGCAUCCACGACCUGUCAGUCGCAAGGGUGA